Messenger RNA from Rotaria sp. Silwood2, 1185 nucleotides. Lineage: Eukaryota; Metazoa; Rotifera; Eurotatoria; Philodinida; Philodinidae. The record is from the annotation of a GenBank genome assembly.
AUGAAGCUACUAUUUUCAACAACACGAAUCCCAUAUUGUCGAGAAUCAACUAAAAUUUCUCGUAAUCUUAAUUAUCCAUUAUGGCAUUUACAAGAUGUUCUAUUACCAUUAUUUCACAAAAGCCAUACAUAUGAUAGUUUACGUGAAACAAUUGUUAGUGCAAAUCAUGUUUGGUGCGCAUAUGAAUAUGGCAAAUGUGUUGGCUGUGCAUUGAUUACUGAUGUUGGAUCUAAUGGUGGACUUUAUAUGCUUCUAUUUGGGAUAAAAAGAUCAGAACAAGGUCGUGGAAUUGGUAAAUAUUUAUUAGAAAAUAUUAUAAGAUGGUCUCGUAUACAUGGAUACAAGUUUAUAUAUUUGCAUACAGAACAUAAUAAUACAAAAGCAAUUGGAAUGUAUCAAAAAGCAGGUUUCAGAAAACAAUUUUAUCAACCUGCUUAUAUGGAACAACUACCACAACUUGGAUCUAAUGUUAUACUGACCGAAACAGAAACUUCCCACGAAUCAGCGGAGAAAGAUGGUGACAACCAUAGCGGUUCAAAUGAAAAACCUGAAAAAGAUGGUGAAAGCAAUGGUGCUUCCGAUGAAAAACCUGAAAAAGAUGGUGAAAGCAACGGUGCCUCAGAGGAGAAACCUGAAAAAGAUGGUGAAAGCAACGGUGCCUCCGAAGAAAAACCUGAAAAAGAUGGUGAAAGCAACGGUGCCUCCGAAGAAAAACCUGAAAAAGAUGGUGAAAGCAAUGGUGCUUCCGAUGAAAAACCUGAAAAAGAUGGUGAAAGCAACGGUGCCUCAGAGGAGAAGCCUGAAAAAGAUGGUGAAAGCAACGGUGCCUCCGAAGAAAAACCUGAAAAAGAUGGUGAAAGCAACGGUGCCUCCGAAGAAAAACCUGAAAAAGAUGGUGAAAGCAACGAUCCUGGAUUCAACUUCGACUACAGAAAACUAGGCUUACCUGAAGAAGAAGCACGUGAAAAUUAUCCAUAUUAUUCUCCACUUGGAUGGUAUUGCCAUGAACUCAAUGUUCUUGAUAAUCUUGUUUUGCAAUGUCAAGUACAACCUAGCAAGUUCACAACUCAUACAAGUCUUGCUAGUGUAGGUGAAGCAUGCCGUAUUGUUGAUCCCAGUGCGAUACAACCAUAUGGAAUUUUGCUUAAAAAAGUAGAUUCAACUGAACAAGAAAGAGAAGAUUAA